UUUGAAUGUUAUCAUGAAACCGCUCACGUUUUUGUAGUUUUUUUAAAGAUAAUUUUUUAAUUAAUAUUUGUGAUGUAAAUUGUCAAAUUAUUAGAUUGAAAUAAGAAUUAGUAUUGGAGAACCAUGUCCGCCCCGAUUGCGGAGAGAAACCAAGAUGCUACAAUCUAUGUUGGCGGUUUGGAUGAAAAGAUAACUGAAGCCAUUCUAUGGGAAUUGUUUGUUCAAGCUGGACCGGUUGUCAAUGUUCAUAUGCCUAAAGAUCGUGUUACCAAUUCUCACCAAGGAUAUGGGUUUGUUGAAUUUAUAUCAGAAGAAGAUGCGGAUUACGCUAUCAAAAUAAUAAAUAUGAUCAAAUUGUAUGGUAAACCUAUACGAGUAAACAAAGCAUCAGCUCAUCAAAAGAAUCUCGAUGUUGGAGCCAAUAUAUUCAUUGGUAAUUUGGAUCCAGAAGUCGAUGAAAAAUUGUUAUUCGAUACUUUUUCUGCUUUUGGUGUUAUACUGCAAACUCCAAAAAUAAUGAGAGACCCUGAAACUGGAAAUUCUAAAGGUUAUGCAUUCAUCAAUUUUGCCAGUUUUGAAGCAUCAGAUGCAGCAAUUGAAGCUAUGAAUGGACAAUAUCUUUGUAAUAGGCCAAUAACUAUAAGUUAUGCUUUCAAAAAAGAUGCCAAAGGAGAAAGACAUGGGUCAGCAGCUGAAAGAUUGCUUGCUGCUAAAAACCCACUGAAUCAAUCUGACAGACCUCAUCAAUUGUUUGCUGAUGCACCACCAACUGCUGCACCUCCAGUAGUAGUUGCACCAACUGCAGCUCCACCAAUUGCUCCACCACCUAUGUUUUACCCUCAAGAGGACAUGGCAAAUAUACUGACAAUGAUGAAUAGAAAUCAACCACCGGCACCAACAGGUUGGAAUCAUGCAGCACCACCUCCACCGCCAAUGUCAGGUCAACUUAAUCCAUUCGGUUUGAUGGUGCCACCUCCACCACCACCUCCUCCUCCACCGCCGCCACAAAUUCCUGGUCAAAUGAAUUCAUUUGGUUUAAUGGUUCCACCUCCACCGCCGCCACCUCCACCUCCUCCACCGCCACCGCCGCCACCACCACCGAUGGCCCAACCACAACAACCUAUAACAAAUUUAACGACCCCGCCACCGCCACCACCUCCACCUCCUCCGCCUCCAUCGACUUGAGGAUGUAUUAAAAUUACUUUUCAAAUAAAUGAUGCUUUUUUUAUUUCGUAAAAA
Molecule: messenger RNA, 1239 nt
Organism: Tetranychus urticae (two-spotted spider mite)
Lineage: Eukaryota; Metazoa; Arthropoda; Arachnida; Trombidiformes; Tetranychidae
Product: splicing factor 3B subunit 4
Biological process (GO): positive regulation of mRNA splicing, via spliceosome
Cellular component (GO): nucleolus; precatalytic spliceosome; U2 snRNP
Molecular function (GO): RNA binding
Source: RefSeq, a predicted model, not a curated record